Malania oleifera is the source of this 1341-nucleotide messenger RNA. Its product is annotated as probable indole-3-pyruvate monooxygenase YUCCA11. Bases 50 to 1186 code for a protein of 378 amino acids. NCBI's taxonomy places the organism in Eukaryota, Viridiplantae, Streptophyta, Magnoliopsida, Santalales, Ximeniaceae. Gene Ontology annotation, molecular function: N,N-dimethylaniline monooxygenase activity; flavin adenine dinucleotide binding; NADP binding. The transcript is spliced from 4 exons. The record is from RefSeq and is a predicted model, not a curated record.
GCUGUGUCUCAUCGCCAAGUCCUGAAUCACAAAACCAAGUUUGAGAGAAAUGGAAGAAGUGAAAGUGGUGAUUGUGGGAGCAGGCCCUGCUGGGCUUGCAACUUCUGCAUGCCUCAAUCUUCUCUCCAUCCCAAAUAUAGUGCUGGAGAGGGAGGAUUGCUAUGCUUCCUUGUGGAAGAAAAGAUCUUACGACCGCUUGAAGCUCCAUUUAGCAAAGCAAUUCUGCGAGCUUCCCCACAUGCCCUAUCCACCUAAUGCACCAACCUUCAUUCCCAAGGGAGACUUCAUUCGCUACAUAGACCAGUAUGUGUCCUGCUUUGGGGUUAACCCACGGUGUUGCCGCGCAGUUACUUCUGCCUCCUAUGAUGAGACUGUUGGGAGGUGGCGAGUUGUGACCAAGAACUUGAGUUCAAAUGAGAAUGAAGUUUAUGUGGCAAGCUUCCUUGUGGUUGCUACGGGAGAAAAUAGCUCGGGCUUUAUUCCAAAAAUUCCUGGGUUGGAUAGCUUCGAAGGAGAGUGCAUGCACUCCAGCCAGUAUGAGAAUGGGCAGAAAUUUAGUGGUAAAGACGUUUUGGUGGUUGGUUGUGGAAAUUCAGGCAUGGAGAUUGCUCAUGAUUUGACAAACUGGGGCGCAAGGACUUCGGUUGUUGCUCGUAGCCCAGUUCACAUUCUCACAAAGGAGUUGGUAUUACUUGGAAUGACGAUGCUAAAAGUCUUUCCAUGUAAUUUUGUUGACUCAGUUGUUAUGGGGCUUGCCAAAUUUAAGUAUAGAGAUUUAUCAUCUUAUGGCCUUAAAAGGCCAACGAAGGGACCAUUUUACCUUAAAGCAACUACAGGUCGUUCCCCGGUUAUUGAUGUUGGCACCAUAGAGAAUAUUAAGAAAGGAGAGAUUCAGGUUUUGCCAUCUAUGACAAACAUAAAAGGAAAAGACAUUCACUUUGAAAAUGAGAAGUCGAAGCAGUUCGAUGCAAUAGUAUUCUCUACUGGUUACAAAAGUACUGUGCAAAGUUGGUUGAAGGGUGGUGAAGACCUUUUUAAUGAAGAUGGAAUGCCAGCAAAAAGUUUUCCACAUCAUUGGAAAGGAAAAAAAGGGCUCUAUUGCGUUGGAUUUUCUCAAAGAGGCUUGUUUGGUAUAUCAGAUGACGCACAGAAUAUAGCAAAAGAUCUUAAUAUAAUCUUAAAUUGAAAAGCUAAGAGGGAAAGGAUGUUUCGUGCUCGAUAAAUACUUGUGAAUAAUAUAUCAAUAAGAUUAUUUUAGCUUUUGUUUUGGUGAAAGUGGGGAGGGGAGAGAACGGUGUAUUUUAUUUGCAUAAAAUAAAGAAAGUUUAUUUUUCAUUGCAA